Messenger RNA from Aspergillus steynii IBT 23096, 814 nucleotides. Its product is annotated as type 1 glutamine amidotransferase. Gene Ontology annotation, cellular component: nucleus; cytosol. The record is from RefSeq and is a predicted model, not a curated record. The transcript is spliced from 3 exons. Lineage: Eukaryota; Fungi; Ascomycota; Eurotiomycetes; Eurotiales; Aspergillaceae. The coding region runs from base 17 to 751 and encodes 244 amino acids.
UAUAUAUUCAACAGCCAUGACACGCAUCGCCAUUCUUGAAUGCGACACCCCCAUUGGCCCCGUCAAAGAUCAGUAUGGGACAUAUGGGGACAUGUUCGAGAGGCUUCUCAGCGCCUCUCUUGCUUCCCUUGAAGACACAGCUACUACACUGGAAUUGACCAAAUGGAACGUGGUAGACAGUUCAUUUUACCCAGAUCCAGAGAAUGUUGAUGCAAUCCUCUUAACAGGAAGCAAACACGACGCCUUUGCAGACACACCGUGGAUAGUCGAACUCACCAACUACGUGCAGCGCGGACACCUGCAAAAGAAACCCAUAAUCGGCAUCUGCUUUGGUCAUCAGAUAAUUGCGCGCGCAUUGGGUGCUCGAGUCGGUCGCAGUGACGUCGGAUGGGAGGUAUCGGUGGAGCCGAUUUCUCUGAGCGAUGUAGGAAAGCAGCUUUUUUCCAAAGACACCUUCUCACUGCAUCAGAUGCACCGCGAUAUCGCCCACGAAGUCCCCGAAGGAUGUAUCAAUCUCGGCUCGACGCCUAUCUGCGAGGUUCAAGGAUUAUAUAUGCCGGGUCGCAUUCUUACGGUCCAGGGACAUCCCGAGUACGAUGAGUUUGUCAUCACAAGUCUGUUGGAGGCCCGUCAUCGGAUGGGGAUUUUCGGGGAUGAACUCUUCCGUAGUGGGAUCUCGCGAGCUGCAAAGGAGCAUGACGGAAUAUCGUUUGCGCAGGCUGCCUGGAGGCUUAUUUUGUCUGAGGUUUGAAUAUCUACCGUUUUUACGUUCAAACUACUGGUAUAAUAGGUAAUAUUCAAACGAGACUUUUCU